Ogataea haglerorum is the source of this 1377-nucleotide messenger RNA. RefSeq lists its product as uncharacterized. Gene Ontology annotation, cellular component: U1 snRNP; U2-type prespliceosome. The transcript has a single exon. The coding region runs from base 1 to 1377 and encodes 458 amino acids. Gene Ontology annotation, molecular function: RNA binding; protein binding. The record is from RefSeq and is a predicted model, not a curated record. Gene Ontology annotation, biological process: mRNA cis splicing, via spliceosome. Lineage: Eukaryota; Fungi; Ascomycota; Pichiomycetes; Pichiales; Pichiaceae.
AUGUGGAGCGAAGUGGUAGACGAGGAAGGCCGUGUUUACUAUUAUAAUACAGAGACCGAGCAGACUCAGUGGGAGAGACCUGAAGACCUGAAAGAGAGCAGAGUGGAUGCUGCCUUGGAGAAGACAAAAUGGCAACGAUACCUUACGGACGAGGGGGAGGUCUACUACUACAACGACGAAACAGAGGAGAGUGUUUGGACACUUCCAGACGAGGUGCGCAAGCUCAUAAGCCUGGAGACUGCCGAAGAGCCUGAAUCGGAGCCAGAGAAUGGAGACAAGGUAUUUGACUCUACAAAAAUCGUGGAUCUGAGCAGUUUUCUCACGGACGAGGAGCUCAGAUGGGAGAAAAAUGCAGACGGAAAAACAGAUCAGUUUGUGCAAAUGCUAGAAGACUACUCUGUGGGAACAGAUUGGACGUUUCAGCAGGUGAUGGAACGGUGCAUUGUGGAUAAACGGUACUGGUCUUUACCUGACUCGAUUUCGAGGAAGGAAUGUUUUGAGGUUUAUUUGCUUCGGAAAGCCGAUGAGGAGUUUCGAGAGAAGGAGAACUCGCGCGAGAGUUACAGGAACGCAUUUUUCCAGGUUCUGGACAACUACGAUAUAAAGUACUACACCCGGUGGAAGACCUGUGCGAAACUUAUCAUGGACGAGCCGAUUUACUCACUUAUUCCUUCCAAGAUGAAACGGGAAUUUUUUGAUGAGUACGUCGGUAAGCUGAAGCGUGCACGCGAGGCAGAGAUCAAGGAUGCCAGGCGGAAAGAGCUCGAGGAAGUGGAGGUCAUUUUGCGGUCGGAGCUCACGCUGAAGUCGCAGGUGGACGAUGCUUUCAAGAUCCUGGAUAUGGAACGUCUGCCGUACCUGAACAAACUCGAUAUCCUCACGAUUUACGAAAACAUCAUGAACGAGUUGGAGAGAUCAUUCCAAGCCACGGUCGCAGAACACAAUAAACAGAACUACAGGGCAGAUAGGAAGGCCAGAGACGGGUUCAGACAGCUUCUGGAGGAGGUGAGCCAGAAAAUCGAGCUGACUGCAAAAUUGAGAUGGCACGAGCUCCUCCCUUACAUAAAAGACGAUCCACGCUUCAUCAAUCUUUGUGGCAGAAAAGGUUCACUUCCGAUCGAUUUCUACUGGGAUAUCCUUGACAAGGAAAAUCAGAGUCUGAAAGCCAAGCGAGAUCUGGUGAAGCACAUAAUUCCUACUGCCGAAAACAUGUCUCUCGAGGAGUUCACCAGAGUUGUUUUGCAGAAGGUGGACAAUGUCUCGGAAAGCGACUGUCGACUCAUAAGAGAGAUGCUCCUGGAAGAAGGAAGACAAAAGGGCGAGGGAGACCGCAGAAAACGACUAAUGACGCUGGGUUACGGGGUGGCAAGAAGUUAA